Messenger RNA from Phlebotomus papatasi, 2032 nucleotides. RefSeq names its product translation factor GUF1 homolog, mitochondrial (gene waw). Bases 119 to 2032 code for a protein of 637 amino acids. Gene Ontology annotation, molecular function: GTP binding; GTPase activity; mitochondrial ribosome binding. The record is from RefSeq and is a predicted model, not a curated record. Lineage: Eukaryota; Metazoa; Arthropoda; Insecta; Diptera; Psychodidae. Gene Ontology annotation, biological process: positive regulation of translation. Gene Ontology annotation, cellular component: mitochondrion. The transcript is spliced from 5 exons.
ACCUCACUUUUGCUAGAAGGUUCCUAGAUCCUAGUGCAACAACAAAUCAAAACAAGUGCGGAAUGAUGUUGGUGAAAAUUUCAUAUUUAGCUGUUAAAAGUGUUUAACAAAUUUCGGAAUGUCUUCUUAUAGCUUCUUUAAAUACUUUAGAAGUGUUUUUAGUCGAAAUCAAAAGUUCCUAGUAAGACGGUUUUCGUCUUAUGAGGGGGUUCCCGAGAAAUUGAGAGAUAUCCCUAUUGAAAGGAUCCGGAACUUUUGCAUAAUAGCUCAUGUGGACCAUGGAAAAAGUACUCUAGCUGAUAGAUUGCUGGAGAAAGCAGGACUGAAGAUUGAUAGACCUCAAAUUCUGGAUAGUUUGCAGGUGGAAAAGGAGAGGGGUAUCACAGUAAAAGCUCAGACAGUUUCACUCUUCUACAUUCACGAAAAUAAGGAGUAUCUCUUGAAUUUAAUAGACACUCCCGGUCAUGUUGAUUUUUCCAAUGAGGUUCACAGGUCCCUAGCUCCCUGUGAUGGUGCUAUCCUACUCGUGGAUGCAAAUCACGGAAUUCAGGCUCAAACUGUAUCAAACUACUUCAUGGCAGUCUCCAGAAAUCUCAAAAUCCUUCCCAUUCUUAAUAAAAUUGACCUGAAAAAUGCCAAUCCGGAGAGAGUAUGUCAAGAUCUCAUGUCGAUGUUUGAUAUCGAUCCUGAAGGAGUCCUUAAGAUUUCAGCUAAACUGGGAGUUGGCAUUGAGAAUGUAAUUCCGAACAUCAUAGAACGAUUGCCUAGUCCAAAAACCGAUCCUGAAGCUCCCUUUCGGGCAUUGCUCUUUGAUAGUGCGUACGAUAGGUAUCGCGGUGCUUUGAGUUUAAUAAAUGUUCGCGAAGGAGAAGUGUCAGUGGGACAGGAAAUCACUUCCGUAGCCACAGGAAAAAGCUAUGAAGUUAAGAGCCUAUCCCUUUUAACUCCCGCAGAAGUUCCAAUUGACCGAUUGAGUUCCGGUCAGGUGGGACUCCUAGGGUGCAACAUGAGAAGUGGUAAGGAAGCAGUAAUUGGAGACACUAUUCAUCUGAAAGGAGUGUCCGUUGCCCAGUUACCUGGAUUCCGACCUCAGCAAGCCAUGGUCUUUGCAGGAGUCUAUCCACCUGAUCAGUCCAAAUACAUUUCCCUCAGAGCAGCCAUUGAGAAGCUGACACUCAAUGAUUCUGCCGUGACAGUGACACCAGACUCCAAUUCGGCCCUUGGCCAAGGUUGGAGACUCGGCUUCCUGGGAUUACUCCACAUGGAAGUCUUUUGUCAACGUCUGGAGCAAGAAUACGACACAGAACCUAUAAUCACAGCGCCCUCUGUCACCUAUAAAGUCAAAAUUCACGGAGCCAAAGCCAUCAAAGCUCAUGGAGGUGAAGAAAUCACCGUAAGCAAUCCAGCACUUCUUCCGGAUACCCAAAACAUCACGGAAUUCCACGAACCCCAGAUACUCGCAACAAUAAUCACCCCAACGGAUUUCUUAGGACCAGUUAUUGGACUCUGUGUUGAACGCCGAGGUGUCCAGAAGACUUCAACUCAUAUCGACAGUGAUCGUGUUAUGAUGACCUACAUCUUCCCACUGGCAGAGAUUGUCCUCGACUUCUACGAUCGCCUGAAAUCCCUAACGUCCGGUUAUGCAAGUUUCGACUACGAAGAUCACGGAUAUCAAGUUACAAAUGCCGUUAAACUCAAGAUCCUCCUAAAUGGCCAAGAAGUCGAAGAAUUGAGCUCAAUUGUUCACGCCAGCAAAGCUCAAGUCUUCGCCCGGCAACUUGUAGCCAAACUCAAAGAUAUAAUACCCCGGCAAAUGGUUCAAAUUUCCAUCCAAGCAGCCGUUGGGGGCAAAAUCCUCGCCAGAGAAACCAUAAAGCCUUACCGUAAGGAUGUCACAGCCAAACUGUACGGUGGCGAUGUGACGCGUCGCAUGAAGCUACUUCGUCAGCAGGCUGAGGGCAAAAAGAAGAUGCGCUCCAUUGCAAACAUCUCCAUUCCAAGGGACACUUUUAUCAGUAUCCUCAAGCGAUAA